This is a messenger RNA of Lactuca saligna, 906 nucleotides long. The record is from the annotation of a GenBank genome assembly. Lineage: Eukaryota; Viridiplantae; Streptophyta; Magnoliopsida; Asterales; Asteraceae.
AUGGUUUCCAUUAAUUCCAAGCAUGCACAUGCACUUCUACUCCUUAUCUCCAUUAAUCUUGCAUUCUUUUUCUUUACAGCACUCUCACAAUCCAACCCCAACAUAUCCAUCGGAAUCGACAACGAAGGGCUGUUUGUCUACGUCUUCUCAGUUGCUGUCGUCCGAGUCGAUAUUCCCGCCUCCAACCUCCAAACUACAUCACUCCAAAACCUAGCCGGCACUGAUCACCGUGAUUCUGCUGCUGGUUCCACCUCCACUUGCUCCGGCGUAAUCCCUGACAUAAGAGCAUGCCAGAGCCAAGGUGUGAAGGUGUUUCUUUCUUUAGACGGUAGCUACUCUGUCUCUCAAGAUGCACAACAAUUUUCCGAUUACAUAUGGAACACCUUUCUCGGUGGCCAGUCGAAUUCCCGGCCGUUUGGUGACGUUGUUUUUGACGGAAUCAAUUUUGAUAUCGAGGCCGGAUCAGGAUCAGACCAGUUUUGGGCUGACGUGGCUACCUCUUUAAAGGUGCACAGCUCAUCAUCAUCCCAGCUGCAGAAAAAGCUCUACUUAUCUGCUGCAGUCCCGUGCCUAUUCCCAGCUGACGCUCAUCUUGGUGCUGGGCUGUUCGACUACGUCUGGGUGCGUUUUUAUAACAAUCGGCAGUGCGAGUAUGGAGCGAAUGCUGUUGCUUUAUUAGCUGCAUGGAACCGCUGGACUACUCAGGUGAUCAACUCCACUCAUAUUUUCUUGGGUCUGCCCGCAGCUCCCGGAGCUGCCCGCAGUGGGUACAUUCCACCGGAUGUUCUUACUUCUACUGUUCUUCCAUUCAUCAAGACUUCUCCCAAGUAUGGCGGGGUAAUGCUGUGGGACACCUUCUAUGAUCAACAAACUGGAUACAGUGCGGCUAUCAAAAACAGUGUUUGA